AUGCGUACCAGUCCUCUUAUCGUCGCGAGCAUCCUCGCCGUUGCAGUUUCUGCUCAGGCUCCUGAAGUUUGCAUAGAGGUCGUCACACUAUCCCAACAAUGUAUUCCUGAUGAUGCCUCUGUCGAUGAUCUCCAGACAAGCACCGCAAUUGCUGCUUGUCUCUGCGAUAACACCGGCUUCGAUUCAAAAGUCGCCGAGUGUCUUGAUGCAACAGGAUCGGUCCUCCCCGAAGAGAGCCGUCAGUUCCUAGCAAGCUUCCAGGGUUAUUGUAACCUCCUCGCUGGUGGCGGCGGCGGCGGCGGCGUCCAAACCAGUGCAACCGUGACUCGGCCUACUGAAACCAGUGCAUCUAUCACUCCCACUCCCACCCCGACUGGUAGUGGUGAUGAUGAUAACGUCCCAGAAAACUGCCGCUACAUUGCUUCAGGUCUCAGCUCCUGCUGGACCGAUAACAGCCCACUCCCAACAGCCGCCCCGGUCGCCAGAUGUCUCUGUGCUGGUACUAGCUUUGACGCCGCUAUCGAGGGAUGCUAUAGCGAUAUUCUCGAUACCGAUCCCAAGGAAGCUGCUACUGUCUCCGCCUUUGCUGGAUUCUGCUCCAGCUUCUCCGCUGGUGCCUUCGGCGGCUCUGGUCCUACCGGAAGCGACAAUAACCAGCCAACCACUACUGGCGGAAGCAAUUCGCCUAACCCAACUGACGACGAAGAUGAUGAUGCUCCUUCUACCACUGGCCCUGCCCAGACCACCGGCAGCAACAGCAACAACGGAGGCAACGGUCCAAACAGCGCCGCUGGCUUCAAGGUCACCAUUCUUGGAACUGCAUUGGCUGCUAUCCUUGCCGGUGCUGCCCUUGUUUUGUGA
Molecule: messenger RNA, 861 nt
Organism: Orbilia oligospora ATCC 24927
Lineage: Eukaryota; Fungi; Ascomycota; Orbiliomycetes; Orbiliales; Orbiliaceae
Exons: 1
Coding region: 1-861 (286 amino acids)
Source: RefSeq, a predicted model, not a curated record